Pyricularia grisea is the source of this 2007-nucleotide messenger RNA. RefSeq lists its product as uncharacterized. The transcript has a single exon. NCBI's taxonomy places the organism in Eukaryota, Fungi, Ascomycota, Sordariomycetes, Magnaporthales, Pyriculariaceae. Gene Ontology annotation, molecular function: protein binding. The record is from RefSeq and is a predicted model, not a curated record. Bases 1 to 2007 code for a protein of 668 amino acids.
AUGUCUCCUCUCACAUCUUUCAGGGCCGUGAGCCUGGGAGCUGCUCUCCUCAGUGGCCACUUGAGCUCCGUUCAUGCCACCACUACUCUUGAGCCAAGUCUCACAUCAUGCACAACCAGUGAAACGAUCUGGGAGACACCCAAGAAUAUAAGCCUGUCCAUCUGUGAAGGAACCGACUUCAAGUAUGGUGGCACGUCUCUCCAGAUGGUCGAGGGCGUCUGCGGCACCAGGGCGUGCAUGGGACUCUGCCACGACAACGACAAGUGUGUCUAUGCCGUCUACGACAAGAAGAACUCGAUAUGCCACAUCAAGAACACCGAGGAGAUUUCAGAGAUGAUCUGGGCUGUCGACGCCAACUUUGACGCCAUCACCAAGCUGCUGCCCAAUGGCACCUACCCUUCGCCCCCUGGCAGCCAGGCCACGGAGCAGCAACCUUCCAAGCCCGCCAACGAGACCAUCUCGGGCGACGCCAAGAAGGGCGCCUGGUCCGAUGUCAUCAAGCUGCCCCUGAUCCCGGUGGCCGCCUACGUGGUCCCCACGUUCCCGACCCCGGGCCGCAUCAUGUUCUUCUCCUCGUGGGGUGUGGACGCCUUUGGUGGCGCCUCUGGCCUGACGCAGUUCGGCUCCCUCGAUCUCAACUCGCACCAGUCCACCAACCGCCAGAUCGCCAACACGCACCACGACAUGUUCUGCCCUGGUAUCAGCCAGCUCUCCGACGGCCGCAUCAUCAUCCAGGGUGGAUCCGACGCCGAGGCCGUCAGCGUCUACGACCCCACCACCGACGCCUUCACGCGCGAGGCCAACCUCACCAUCCCCCGUGGCUACCAAUCCUCGUGCACCCUGUCCAACGGUGAGGUCUUCACCAUCGGUGGUGCCUACUCGGGUGCGCGCCGCGCCAAGGAGGGCGAGAUCUACGACCCCAACGCCAACAAGUGGGAGACGCUCACGGGCGCCGACGUCAAGCCCAUGCUGACCACGGACCACGAGGGCGUCUGGCGCGAGGACAACCACGCCUGGCUCUUCGCCUGGCGCAACGGCUCCGUCUUCCAGGCCGGUCCCUCCAUGACCCAGCACUGGUACGGAACCAAGGGCUACGGCGCCGUCGUUAACGCCGGCACCCGCGACGACGCCAACGCAAUGUGCGGCAUCUUCGUCAUGUACGACGCCCUGCGCGGCAAGAUCCUGACUGCCGGCGGCUCGCCCGACUACACCGACAGCGACGCCAACAACCGCGCCCACAUCACCACCAUCGGCGAGCCCGGCAGCGCCGCCGUGGUCGAGCGCGUCACCGACAUGGCCUACCACCGUGGUUUCGCCAACGCCGUCGUCCUGCCCGACGGCAAGGUCGUCGUCACCGGAGGCAUGAAGCGCUCCAUCGUCUUCAAGGACACGAACAGCGUCUACAUCCCCGAGAUGUUCGACCCGGCCACCAAGACCUGGACCCAGCUGGCCGCCGCCCAGAAGCCCCGCAACUACCACUCCGUCUCGCUCCUCCUGCCCGACGCAACCGUCUUCGUCGGCGGCGGCGGUCUCUGCUGGGUCAACAAGAUCGGCGGCUCGUCCGCCAAGUGCGACAAGACGGUCGACCACGCCGACGGCGAGAUCCUGUCGCCUCCCUACCUGUUCAACGCCGACGGCAGCGCCGCCACCCGCCCCGUCAUCGGCGACCUGGCCAAGAGCUCGAUUCGCGCCGGCGACUCGCUCACCUUUGCCGUGACGGGCAUCAAGGGCGCCGCCGCCGCCAACUACAAGUUCUCGCUGGUGCGCAUGGGUUCCGCCACGCACUCGGUAAACACCGACCAGCGCCGCGUGCCGCUCGAGGACUUCUCCGUCGGCGCCGACGGCAAGUUCACCGUCCGCACGCCCUCCGACACGGGAGUCAUGAUCCCCGGCUACUGGUACCUGUUCGCCAUCGCCCCCAACGGCACGCCCAGCGUCGCCAAGACGGUGCAUAUCGAGCUUGGUGUGGCCGAGUCGAAGCGCACUGCUGGUGUUUGGGGUGCCUAA